UGUCCAGAUGCUGCACACACUCUCGCUUUCCAUCUCUGCCUCGACGCUCACUCCCCUCCUUGUGUUGUUUCUCUCGUAAACACCGCCACACAACAAACUCACACUUACCCUCGCCCUCUCCAUCUCUCUCUAUAACCAUUUUUCUCUCUUCUUUCUCCUUUCUCUGCUUUUUCUCUUCUCCAUCACAUUUCAAUGGCCGCUUUCAACGUCUCUUCCAAAAUGACACCGCUCAAAUUCCACGCGGUCCCGACCUCCGAUCGUCUUUCCUGGUCGAAAAGCGUCUCCGACUUCUCCGCCGGGUUGCAUUCGCGGAGGAGAUGGGAGCGGAUGCAAGUGGCCGCCCUUCGAUCCAUGAAGAUCACGGAGCAUGAUCAGAUGCCUGAUCUCACUUCCCAGAACGGUCCUUUAACUUUUGAUACGGUGAAGACUCCUUUUGAACUUCAAUCUAGUGAUUCCACUCUGGGAAAUCAGAGGAUAAUGUCGAAUCCUCGACGGAAAACGAAGAUAGUAUGUACUAUUGGUCCCUCCACUAGUUCACGAGAAAUGAUAUGGAAACUGGCAGAAACUGGAAUGAACGUUACACGUUUGAAUAUGUCACAUGGGGACCAUGCAUCGCACAAGAAAACCAUUGAUCUGGUCAAAGAAUACAAUGCUCAAUUUGAAGACAAGGUUAUAGCCAUAAUGCUGGACACCAAGGGUCCUGAGGUCAGAAGUGGAGAUGUCCCUAAACCAAUCAUGCUUAAGGAGGGACAAGAAUUCAACUUCACUAUUAAAAGAGGAGUCAGCUCAGAAAACACUGUCAGUGUAAAUUAUGAUGACUUUGUGAAUGACGUGGAGGUUGGAGAUAUACUUCUUGUUGAUGGUGGAAUGAUGUCAUUAGCUGUGAAAUCAAAGUCUAAGGAUUUGGUUAAGUGCCAAGUAAUUGAUGGUGGUGAGCUGAAAUCAAGGCGUCACUUGAAUGUGCGUGGAAAAAGUGCAACUCUGCCUUCAAUAACAGACAAAGACUGGGAAGAUAUCAAGUUUGGAGUGGACAACCAAGUUGAUUUCUAUGCUGUUUCCUUUGUGAAAGAUGCUGAAGUGGUCCAUGAGUUGAAAGAUUACCUCAGAAGCUGUGGUGCAGAUAUUCAUGUGAUUGUGAAAAUUGAAAGUGCAGAUUCCAUACCAAAUCUUCAUUCCAUUAUUUCUGCUUCUGAUGGGGCAAUGGUUGCACGUGGGGAUCUCGGAGCUGAACUUCCAAUUGAGGAAGUCCCUUUAUUGCAGGAGGACAUCAUUAGAAGGUGUCACAGCAUGCAGAAACCUGUUAUUGUAGCAACAAACAUGUUGGAGAGCAUGAUUAAUCAUCCUACACCAACAAGGGCCGAAGUUUCUGAUAUUGCAAUUGCUGUAAGAGAAGGUGCUGAUGCAGUUAUGCUUUCUGGAGAAACUGCCCAUGGAAAGUAUCCGUUGAAAGCUGUUAAAGUAAUGCAUACUGUGGCAUUGAGGACUGAGUCUAGUCUACCAACCAGCACAACUCCUCCAAGUCAAACUAUACCCUACAAGAGUCAUAUGGGUACAAUGUUUGCUUUCCAUGCCACCACUAUGGCUAACACUCUUAAUACUCCCAUCAUUGUCUUUACAAGAACUGGAUCCAUGGCUAUAACUUUAAGCCAUUAUCGGCCUUCCUCAACAAUCUUUGCCUUCACUAAUGAAGAAAGAGUUAAGCAGAGGUUGGUGCUUUAUCAUGGUGUGAUGCCUAUAUUUAUGCAGUUUUCAGAUGAUGCUGAGGAGACCUUCUCUCGGGCCCUCAGCAUACUAGUGAACAAGGGCCUAAUGAAGGAGGGAGAGCAUGUGACUCUUGUUCAAAGUGGAGCACAACCAAUCUGGCGUGUUGAAUCUACUCACCACAUCCAAGUUCGUAAGGUCCAAGGUUGAUUUUGUACUUAUGAAGAGGUUUCAUUUUUUGCUUUUUUUUUUUUCUCCUCUUUUUAGUAAUUGGAGUAGCUGGUAUCUCAAUGCAACUUUUGGUUUUGAUUUAAUUAGUAACAAUCAUGUGUUUCGGUUUCUUCUGUAAAAUUGUGAAAUUAGAUGAUGUUCUAAUGAGUUUGAGGAAAGUUUGGUAUUUAUUUGAGAUGUUUUUGAUAGAAUAAUCAUUUGAAUAAUAAAGUUCCAAUAGGAGUAGGCAAUUAUUUA
This is a messenger RNA of Vitis riparia (riverbank grape), 2169 nucleotides long. RefSeq names its product pyruvate kinase isozyme G, chloroplastic. The record is from RefSeq and is a predicted model, not a curated record. The coding region runs from base 193 to 1911 and encodes 572 amino acids. Gene Ontology annotation, cellular component: cytoplasm; chloroplast stroma. Gene Ontology annotation, biological process: glycolytic process. Lineage: Eukaryota; Viridiplantae; Streptophyta; Magnoliopsida; Vitales; Vitaceae. The transcript has 12 exons. Gene Ontology annotation, molecular function: potassium ion binding; magnesium ion binding; pyruvate kinase activity.